Messenger RNA from Lodderomyces theae, 2451 nucleotides. RefSeq names its product chaperone ATPase (gene HSP78). Bases 1 to 2451 code for a protein of 816 amino acids. Gene Ontology annotation, cellular component: cytoplasm; mitochondrial matrix. Gene Ontology annotation, molecular function: ATP binding; ATP hydrolysis activity. Gene Ontology annotation, biological process: cellular response to heat. The record is from RefSeq and is a predicted model, not a curated record. The transcript has a single exon. NCBI's taxonomy places the organism in Eukaryota, Fungi, Ascomycota, Pichiomycetes, Serinales, Debaryomycetaceae.
AUGUUGACAUCAAGAUUAGCCAGAAAUAGAAUACUGAGAACGAUUCCAAGCAUCCGCUUGAGCAAGACGUAUUUACCCGUUACUACGAAAUGUUUGUCACAACCACAAUACAAGCGUCCAUUCACUCCGCAUGCACAGCAGGUGCUGGCACCGCCUUUCGUAUCGAUCCAUCACAAUGUAGGUCACACUUCGCAAAUCAGAGGUUUCCAUUCAUCCGCUCCUAGAUCAUUGCAGAUGCAGCAAAACCCGGAUGACCAGGACAAUAGACCGGCAUUGGAAAAGUAUGGUACCGAUCUUACUCAACUAGCAAAAGACGGUAAAUUGGACCCUGUCCUUGGACGUGAUGAAGAAAUUCGCCGUACGAUACAGAUUCUAUCACGAAGGACCAAGAAUAAUCCAAUAUUGGUUGGUAAGGCAGGUGUUGGUAAAACGGCAAUAAUGGAGGGAUUAGCUCAACGAAUCAUCAAAGGCGAAGUCCCAGAAUCAAUGAAGGACAAACAUAUCAUUACUUUGGAUUUGGCCGGGAUAAUAAGUGGCGCUAAAUUCAGAGGUGACUUUGAAAGCAAGUUGAAAUCAAUUUUGAAAGAAGUUGAGGACAAACAUGGCCAAGUUAUUCUAUUCAUCGACGAAUUUCAUUUGUUGAUGGGAUUGGGUAAAGCUGAAGGAUCCAUUGAUGCUAGCAAUAUGAUCAAGCCUGCUCUAGCUAGGGGCCAAUUAUCAAUGUGUGGUGCUACUACUCUUGACGAGUACAGAAAGUAUGUGGAAAAAGAUGCUGCUUUGGCUAGAAGAUUCUCACCGGUUCAGGUUAGUGAACCUACCGUUGAAGACACGAUAUCCAUCCUUAGGGGCUUGAAGGAAAAAUACGAAGUUCAUCACGGUGUUAGAAUCUUGGACUCGGCAUUGGUGACAGCUGCCACUUAUUCCAACAGGUACAUAACUGACAGGUUUUUGCCCGAUAAAGCAAUAGACUUGGUGGAUGAGGCAAGUUCUACGUUGAGGUUGCAGCACGAGUCAAGACCAGACGCUAUAGCCAAAUUGGAUCGACAGAUCAUGACUAUUGAAAUUGAGUUGGAAUCCUUGAGAAAGGAGGAAGAUCAGCUCUCUAAAGAUAGAAGAGUCAAGCUAGAAGAGGAUUUGGAGGUGAAGAAGAAGGACCUUGAUGAGUUGACGAAACAAUGGGAGUCUGAGAAAAAAGUCAUUGAUGACGUGAAGGAAGCUAAAGCAAAGUUGGAGGAAGCUCGUCACGAGUUAGAUCUGAGCCAAAGAGACGGAGACUAUGCCACUGCUUCGAAGAUACAGUACGCUGUCAUUCCUGAAUUGCAAUCAAAGUUACUCAAGUUGACUCAGUCAGAACAAGCUUCGAGAUCUAGUACUCUUUUGCAUGAUUCGGUAACGUCAGAUGAUAUUGCUGGAGUCAUUUCCAAAAUGACGGGUAUUCCAGUCAGCAAUUUGUUAAAAGGUGACAAAGACAAGCUUUUGGAUAUGGAGGUUAUUUUGAAACAAGAAGUUGUGGGUCAAGACGAAGCUAUUCACGCUGUUUCAGAUGCAGUUAGGUUGCAAAGAGCAGGGUUGACGAAUGAAAACAGACCGAUUGCUUCAUUCAUGUUCCUUGGUCCAACUGGUUGUGGUAAGACUGCUUUAACGAAAGCAUUGGCAGAGUUUUUAUUCAAUGAUGAAAAUGCCAUUGUCAGAUUUGAUAUGUCAGAGUUCCAAGAAAAGCAUUCAAUCCUGAGGUUGCUUUCUGCUCCACCCGGCUAUGUUGGUUAUGAAGAAGGUGGUGAAUUGACGGAAGCAGUUCGAAGAAAACCAUACAGCAUAGUCUUGUUUGAUGAAUUUGAAAAAGCACAUCCAGAUAUUGCAAAAGUGUUGUUGCAAGUGUUGGAUGAAGGUUCUUUGACAGAUUCCCAUGGUACAAAGGUCAGUUUCAAAAACACAAUCAUCAUAAUGACCUCAAACAUUGGUCAAGAUAUUUUGUUGAAUGACAAAAACACGCACGAUGAUGGACAUAUCAAUAAAGAAGUCAAACAACAGGUAUUGGACAAUUUGAAGCAAUACUAUCCACCUGAAUUCUUGAAUCGUUUGGACGACACCUUGGUAUUCAACAGAUUGUCAAAGAAGUCGUUGAAAGAUAUUUUGGAUAUCAGAUUGCGUGAGAUUGAUGACCGUUUAUUGGACAAACGUAUUGUUUUGGAAUUGACCCAGGAAGCUAAAGACGCAUUGAUUGAACAAGGAUACAGUCCAGUAUAUGGUGCAAGACCUUUGAAUAGAGUUAUUCAAAAGAAGUUGUUGAAUCCGCUUGCUAUGCUUAUGUUGAAGGGACAGAUCCAAGAGGGAGAGAUUGCAAAGGUUGAGGUGAAGAACAAGGAUGUUUAUGUUGUACCAAACCACAGCGAAGACUCGGUGAUAAAAGAGGAAGAGGAUUAUUAUAAGAAGAAAGAGAAGGAAGAAUAA